Lichtheimia ornata is the source of this 1065-nucleotide messenger RNA. RefSeq lists its product as uncharacterized. The transcript has 7 exons. Gene Ontology annotation, cellular component: membrane. Lineage: Eukaryota; Fungi; Mucoromycota; Mucoromycetes; Mucorales; Lichtheimiaceae. The coding region runs from base 1 to 1065 and encodes 354 amino acids. The record is from RefSeq and is a predicted model, not a curated record. Gene Ontology annotation, biological process: regulation of peptide transport.
AUGGCAGAUCACCAAUGGCAUCCUCGACGACGCUAUAUUGCUGGUGUGUGCGCCUUAAUCGUCGUCGUCUUCAUUUGGGUCACCUCGUCAUUUGCGGUCAACAGUAUCUUUGGAGAGCAGCACUACGAUAAGCCCUUCUUCCUCACGUACCUUAAUACUGCCACAUUUUCGCUUUACUUGUUGAUCGCUCGCUUCAAGAGAAAAGAUAGCAAAGCUGUAACGGAAGAGGUGCUGUCAAUGCACGAGAUAUCACAAAUGGAUCAGCCAUGUGACGAUGACAAGUUGAAGCCGAAAGAAACCAUGUAUCUUGCCCUGUCGUUUUGCUUCUUGUGGUUUGUCGCCAAUUACGUUACCAAUGCGAGCCUUGCCUAUACCAGUGUCGGAAGCAGUACCAUCCUUUCAUCAACAUCGGGCUUAUUCACACUUGCACUUGGUGCUCUAUUCGGCGUUGAAAGCAUCACCAUUACACGGGUGCUAGCUGUGGUUAUCAGUUUCUCGGGGGCUGUGCUAGUUUCCUAUUCCGAUAGCACAGGAAGACGUAUCUUAGGCGACAUGUUGGCAUUGUCAGGAGCAUUAUUUUACGGGCUGUACACCAUUUUAUUGAAGCGUCAAAUUGGGAGCGAAUCUCGUAUCGACAUGCCUCGUUUCUUUGGAUGGGUGGGUGUUUUCAACGUGGUAUUGCUAUGGCCCAUCAUUCCACUGUUUCAUUAUACUGGCAUUGAGACAUUUGAGCUGCCCCAUGGACCUGCACUAUGGCUCAUGCUGCUGCUGAAUGCCUUUGUUGGAACAUUCAUAUCGGAUUACCUCUGGUUACUAGCAAUGCUUAUGACAUCGCCACUGGUAGUAACAUUGGGUAUAUCACUUACGAUCCCUUUGGCACUUGUGGGUGACCUUGUAAUCAAGCACAUCAUACCUGGAUGGCAAUACAUCGUUGGGGCAUUAUUAGUCAUCACUGGCUUUGUUAUCGUGAACCUUGCCACCCUUCCAAAUCCUGAUGAAAAGCCUACCUAUAGUGCCGUCUCACAAAAUGAAAAUGAAAACCAUGAGCUGGAAAUUGUACCAUAG